Messenger RNA from Papaver somniferum (opium poppy), 1148 nucleotides. RefSeq names its product peptidyl-prolyl cis-trans isomerase FKBP53-like. NCBI's taxonomy places the organism in Eukaryota, Viridiplantae, Streptophyta, Magnoliopsida, Ranunculales, Papaveraceae. The coding region runs from base 468 to 785 and encodes 105 amino acids. The record is from RefSeq and is a predicted model, not a curated record. The transcript has 3 exons.
UUCAGAACCUUGGGUGUUAUACACAGGACUACCAGAUUUGUGAGUGAUGAUUUGGGCAUUUGGGAAACAACUCGUCAUACACCAUGACGUCUUACACCUCUAGUGUUUGGUUUUUGCAAUGGACCUCGCUCGCUGAAAUUUAAACGAUUAGUGAGAAUCUUAUCUAAGAUCUUCAUGAGUUUCUCUUUCUCAAAGAUUUAUUGCUUUUCGGCUUUUGCUAGUCCUAGGGGUCAGUAAUGUAUGAUAUAAAAAGAAAAAGAUACAGGCGGAGCUUGACUUGUUAAAUAUUACUCCUGGAAACCACUAGCCAGCAAGCUUUCAAGAUCUAGCUGUCCACAAAGAAAGUUUGUUUUCCAAACUUGCUCACCGAGGGAGUAUCAAACUAUCAAUCAUCUCUAUUCAGGGUUUUAGACUCUUAGUGUUGAUCCAUUGGACCUUCUUGUCACAAGGUAGAUCCGUAUUCAGAAAUGAUAUUCUGGGGUAUUGAGCUAAAAAAGGGAAAGACUGUAACUCAAACCUUUCCAAAAGCCAAAGGAAGAUUACGCGUUACAAAGGCUUUUUUGGGACGUGAUCCUAGGACUCAUUUAAAUGCUAGGAUUCUUAUAGAGUGCAGCGGCGGAGGUCAACCACCGACAGUUAUUUGCAGUUUAGAAAAGCCUAAUAAUUGCACGAGCCCUCUCGAUAUAGAAUUUGGAGAGGACGACGGGGAAGUCCACUUUUCUGUUUAUGGUUGCAAUUUCAAAGAGGAAACUGUUCAUCUUUCCGGUUACUUUAUCGACCAAUGAAAUUGCACUCGCACUAGAAAUAGGAAACUUGAAUUUUAGAAAUGGAGUAGGAAGAAACUUACAGUAUGAUGGGAGAUAUAUGUAGUUCGUGUUUGGAAUGUGUCGGGUUGCGUCAGUUUCUUAUUACUGUUUGAAACGUACGAUGAGUUGAUGAUUAUAUUUCGUGUAAUGCAACUGUGAUAAAGUCUAUGGGCUGGCAUGUUGGGCAUUGUGUUUGUGGCGCUAAUUAAAGAACCAAUUUUUUUUGGGACUGCUCAAAAAUGAUGGGGAACUACUCUCCAUUCUCGGGUGGAUAUUAGAAGUAAUAUUGAGUCACCCCUUAUCUAAAUUUUUUUUAAUAUCAAAUUUACUCUUGGUAAUUAA